AUGAAAAGCAAGCCUAACUUGAAUAUAACUGUAAAGGGCGCCCAAUUGCUUCAAGAUCUGGAUCAAUAAAAAGGCAGAGGAAAACAAGAUCCGCAAGCCAUAAUUCAAUUGGGAUCACAGAAGUUCAAAACAAAAGCGGCAACAAAUUAAGGAAAAGUCCCAAUUUGGAAUGAGACCUUUUAAUUUGUCUAUGAUCCCAAAAAUUCGAACUUAACAGUCUCUGUCGUUGAUGUUGAUCUGCAAAAAAAAAACCCUGAGGAAUUAAUUGGAAAAGGAGUUCUGGAUUUAAAAAAUGCAGAAACAGCUCCUGAUUGGUUGGUUUCAGUCCCUUUGUAUAAAGAUUAAAACGACAUGGGGUCAUUGGAAUUGGAAUUCGAUUUCAUAGGAAAACAGAAGCCAGUUGCCAAGAGAGACAAAAGCGAAUUAGGUUCAGAAAGAUAAUUAGAUAAAUCAAAUAAUAAUAAUUCUAUCUCAUCCAAAUAGGGAUAAAAGUAGUAAUAGGAUAAUAAUAAUUAUGAUUUUCAAACCGUUAAUAUAGAGACGCAACAAGCAGAAUUGAAGAGAUGGAUCUAAUAAAUAUAAGAAAGAGAAUACAUAAAUACUCUCAAGUACUUAGAGGAUUCAAGAUUACAAGCUGCUAUAGAAAGGGCUUUGAAUUAAGUUGCCGAACAAAAUCCUAAAGAUUAAAUUGAUUAUUUUGCUGAUUGUUUAUUAAAAUUUAAGUGAUAAUGACAAGCAUUUCAUACAAUGCAAAAAAAUUAAGACCUUUCAAAAUAUAAAAGGAAGCCUUGUAAAAUGAUCUUAAUAAAUUGUCACAAGAAUACCAAGAGGAAGAAAAGCUAAAUGAUCUCUAUUUUGAUGAAAUAGGGAGAGCUGAAAAAGUAAUUUUCCAAGAUGACUUAGGAAUUUGAUGCAUUAUAAAAAUAUUUUGAUCAGCACCAGAAAUAGCAUCAAGAUAAGACCAGCGGUCCUAUUACUUAGGAAUCCCAGGGAAUUGAUGCUAAAUUAGAACAUGAAGUAACCAAGACAUUGAAAUUAUUUCUCCUUAAUAUUAGUAAGAAAGAAACAUUGGAAAUUAUUUAAGAAAAGGAAUUACAAAAAAGAUUAUAGCGAAAUCAAACCUUCUAAUUAACCUUGAACCAAAAGCAGGAAGAAGAAAAUGUCAAAGUUGAAGAUGAGGAACUAGACAAUGGAUAUUUUAUAACAUUAAGAAAUUAAUUCAACUCUGUAUAAGUCAAAGUUCCUGGUACAAUUAAAACCUUUAGAGAAUUGAAGUAAAUUGUCAGAUCUUGCUUUAUGGCCGAAGACAAUGAAAUAUUUUAUACAGAUUAGAUGGGUAAUUUACUAUAAUUUGAUAUGAACAUAUUAAACGAAUUAUAUCCCCCAAUUUAUGAAUUACUCAGAAACUACGAACCUACUGUUGGAGUUCAGAUUGUCAAACAAAAAAAAUAAAAAGAUGAUAAAACAAACCUAUCUCAACUCGAUGAGGUUUUAUUCACAGAAGCAUACCCUGAUGGAUUAACAAAGGUUUUUAGAUAAACCAGAAGAAUGGAUAAUAAAGUCAAUUGGUCCUUGUAUUUAGGGUAUUUGAACAAAGUCAAAUAUUUUUUUGAAUCUUGUCUCUUUAUACUCUUACUCUUUUUAUUUAUCUAUACGGAAAUAAACCAAAUCAAAUUCGUUACUAAUACUCAAAUACUAGCUUCCUUCUAAAAUUCAUAUCCUAUUCAAAGAUCUUAUCCUUAACCUGUGUUCAAUUUAUCAACUCUAAUUCACCAAACUCUGGCAGAAGAAAAUGAUGAUCAAAAAUUUUACAAUUACCCUUUAAAAUCAGGAUUGUUAAUUUAAAAAUUAGUUUAAGAAGAAAAUAUAGAUGAUUGUCAUAUUUUGAAUGAAAAUCAAAAAGAAAUGUUCCUAUAAAAAAAUUAAAGCUGUUUGAAUUUUGAUAAGUUGUUUUCUGAUGAUUUAGAUGGGGAUUAUACUCAAACCGAGUUCGAUCCAUCUAAAUAUGAUAGUUAUUAUGGAGGAUACGUUUGGCAACUUAAUCUCACAGAUCAGAACAGUUUCUAGAAUAGCAUGGAAGAGAUUCAAUCUUAAACGUGGCUAAAAUACAAUAUUAAAUAAUCAUAAUUCAUUUUAAAUUAUUUUAAUAGUCCAACUUAAAGAUUGAUAUAAGCAACAAUCACAACGCUUUACUUAUUUAAUGAUGUAAAAUUUAGAAUAGAUUUAGGAAUUACUCAAUUAUAAUACUAUGUAAACACAGGCUUUUGAUUUAAACCCUUAAUCAGAUACUGAAGAACUUGCUCAGAAUCUCAUGUUCUAUAUCGCUAUACUUUUACUUGUUCCUUCAUUUUUUGGUAUUGGACUCAAUAAUUAUUUUCAGACUUUUUUGGAUUUUAUUUCAUCGGAACUUAAAAUGCCUUAAUUGUAAUGUAUUUACAAUAUAUGGAACUUUUAAACAGAAGAAAAAAGAUGCAGUCAAGAAAAAGAGACUUAGCCCCACAAGAAGAAAGAGAAUUUUAAUAAAAGAAAUUGAUUUUAAAUGAAUUUUUCAUCUUCAAUCUAAAAGUCCUUUAUGUAGUCAUUAAAAUUCCACUUAUAUUUGACAUUAUUUGUAAUUGUAUUUACAUAUGCUAGAUAUGUUAAGCAAUGUUAGCAUACUAAUAAGAAGCACCAUAUCGAAAUCAUAUCAAGAUUAGUUAAAUUUAAUUGUUGUUGGCUCUAAUUCAUAUUAAGAUGUCUCAAAAUUAAUAACUCCCCUUUACACAUCAAGAAUUUAUGAUGGAAUUUAAAUGUUGUUCUUAAUGAUCGCUAUUAAUAGAUUUUUAGGCAAUUGGAGUCCAUAUCUAAAGUGCUAUGGCUUAGUUAUGAUAAGGGUAAAUGUUGAUAGGGAUAUUAUAGUUUAAUAAAGAAUCCUGGUUCUUACUAUUGGUGUUGAUAUUUAUUAUUAGCAUUUGCGCUAUGUCUUGGAGUAUCACAUUAUAAGGGAGGUUAGUAAAUCAUGAUAAUUUCUUUUAUUCAUUUAUUGGAUUAUUAAGAUGCACUCUUAAGUAUGGGAUGCAUAAUGAUAUAGCAGAAUAAGGAUUCGAUAAUAAUUACGUUAAGGAUAUAAGUUAUUCAUUUGAUACAAGAUAUGUAUUAAUAUUAUUAAAUUAGAUUCAAUAUGUCAUUGUUAUGGUACUUUCUAUGAUUAUGGUACCAAUAUUUAUUUCUUUGAUGACACAAUAAGUACACAAUACAAAAGAAGAAGCUAAAUAAAAGAUGAUGGAAUAUAAAAAAUGA
Messenger RNA from Paramecium octaurelia, 3279 nucleotides. Lineage: Eukaryota; Ciliophora; Oligohymenophorea; Peniculida; Parameciidae. The record is from the annotation of a GenBank genome assembly.